Molecule: messenger RNA, 198 nt
Organism: Emiliania huxleyi CCMP1516
Lineage: Eukaryota; Haptophyta; Isochrysidales; Noelaerhabdaceae
Exons: 3
Coding region: 1-198 (65 amino acids)
Source: RefSeq, a predicted model, not a curated record
AUGCCAGCCCAGUGCCAGCGCACAGUGCCAGCACAGCUCGAGGCGUUCAUCGACACGGUCGCCGCGGGGCGCGCGCUCGGCUCGAUCAAGCGGCGCUUCUGCUUCGCGCUCGACGACGUGUUGCUGUGCGAGCCCAGUGGCCGGCUGCUGCGGCGCGCAGCCUCCGUGAUGCAGCCGCAAGGCUGCGACGCGACGUAG